Pimephales promelas (fathead minnow) is the source of this 2798-nucleotide messenger RNA. RefSeq names its product calcitonin receptor (gene calcr). Gene Ontology annotation, molecular function: calcitonin receptor activity. The record is from RefSeq and is a predicted model, not a curated record. Gene Ontology annotation, biological process: positive regulation of cytosolic calcium ion concentration; cell surface receptor signaling pathway; adenylate cyclase-activating G protein-coupled receptor signaling pathway. Lineage: Eukaryota; Metazoa; Chordata; Actinopteri; Cypriniformes; Leuciscidae. Gene Ontology annotation, cellular component: axon; plasma membrane.
CCCGCUGUCAGUAAUUCUAGGAGGAGCCCACGCGCUCCACAUGCUCGGCUCGAGAUGAGCGGCUGUUAGAUGCACUUGGAUUACCGGCUGCUGAACUGAAACGACGUCUCGCUCACACAAAAAUUAUGUAAAACAGUGACGUUUCUGAUUACACGUCUUUUUAACGAGUGGAUAUUCUCCUCAGACGGAGAUAAAAACACAAGAUGCAGUAGCAUCACUUAUUUUUAGUCCCAGACGAUGGAAUUCAGUUUGAAAAGCCCAGUGUGAGAAAGUAAAGUACGCACAGGAUUUACAUUCUCAUCCACAUAAAGAUAAAGCCGGGAUUUGAGAACAUGGGUUGGCAAGAGACCCUAUGGCUUUUGACAUCAUUUAUCUUGAAUGUAACAAAGGCUGGAACAACUGAGACAAAAACAGAGCCUAGCGCUGAUUUAUCCCUUACUCCUGUCAUGAUGGCAGUGGAUGGAGAGAGACUGAUCAUGACUCAGUCUCAGUACAAAUGUCUGGAACUUCUGAGCCGAGAUGGAUCCCAUAAUAAAACAGGGUCGUUUUGCAGCAGAUUCUGGGAUGGCUUGCUCUGUUGGGAUGAAACCCCAGCUGGAACCUUUGCCUCACAGAACUGUCCAGAUUACCCCAGCUUUGACCCCUUAGAAAAAGUAACCAAAUACUGCGAUGAAUCUGGCAACUGGGUACACAGUUCAUCCAUCAAUAAAACCUGGUCCCACUGUCUCACAUUCUCAAAGGAAAAAAUUAAGACGUUACCAGUUCAUGGCUUUUUAGAGACAGAGACGGAGAUGGAUCCUACAGCUGAGAGUCAGGUCAGCCCUGUAGUGACUCAGAAAGCGGAGGAGAGGAAGAAGAUCAUCGAUGGUCAAUAUAAAUGCUUUGAGAAAAUGAACAGAGACCAGCCAUAUAACAAAUCAGGUCCAUACUGUAACCGGACUUGGGACGGAUGGCUAUGCUGGGACGACACUCCAGCAGGAAUGUACACUUCUCAGUACUGCCCCAAUUACUUCCCUGACUUUGACUCCACUGAAAAAGUCAUCAAAUAUUGUGAUGAGACUGGAAACUGGUUCAGACACCCUGAAACAAACAGGACUUGGUCCAACUACACCCUUUGCAUUGCUCAUACCAAGGACAAAAUCAAGAUGGCGUAUAUCUUGUAUUACAUGGCGAUUGUGGGUCAUGCUCUUUCUAUCGUGUCCCUUCUCAUCUCGCUGGCCAUAUUCUUUUAUUUCAGGAAUCUGAGCUGUCAGAGAAUCACUCUACACAAGAACUUAUUCUUCUCGUAUGUGCUCAACUCCGCCUGUACCAUCAUCAACCUUUUAACUGUGGUCAACAACCCCAGAGUGGUGCAGAAGAAUCCGAUUGGCUGCAAGGUGCUGCACUUCUUCCACAUGUACAUGCUGGGCUGUAACUAUUUCUGGAUGCUCUGCGAGGGGAUUUAUCUGCACACGCUGAUUGUGGUGGCUGUUUUUGCAGAGGAGCAGCAUCUGCACUGGUAUUAUCUUCUGGGCUGGGGAUUCCCCUUGGUGCCUGCAUCCAUCCAUGCUGUGGCGAGAAAGAAAUACUUUGAUGACAACUGCUGGAUGAGUGUGGAGACCCAUCUGCUCUACGUGGUUCACGGCCCUAUUAUGGCAGCUUUAUUAGUCAAUUUAUUCUUUCUGCUGAACAUAGUACGGGUCUUGGUGACCAAACUGAGAGAUACACACCGUGCGGAGUCUAACAUGUAUAUGAAAGCGGUGAGAGCCACCCUCAUUCUGGUGCCCUUAUUGGGCAUUCAGUUCGUCAUCUUCCCUUGGCGACCAGAAAACCGCUUGGCAGGAGAGAUAUAUGAUUACUUCAUGCACAUAUUAAUGCAUUACCAGGGAUUGCUGGUGGCAACCAUAUUCUGUUUUUUCAAUGGAGAGGUCCAGGGAGCUCUGAAACGGCAGUGGACGCAAUACAAAGCCCAGUGGGGUCAGCGUCGACGCGAGCACUGCUCCAUGAGAUCCACCUCCUACACCGCCACCUCCAUCACCGAGGUACCCGCGUUCAUGUUCCAUCACGACAGCAACAGUGAACACUUGAACGGAAAACAAACAGAAGACUCAGAGCUAGUGGCCCUCAAGACGGGCGAGACGUACGCGUGAACGUUCGGAGAAAAAGACAAUACUGGCAAAGGGAUUCAGUCAAACUGGAGACUGGAUGCUCCUUUAAAGCAACAUUGACUGAAUGUUUGCAAACUCCCCCAUCUCAGACAGCUCUUAAGAGCUGACAACAGAGCAUCCAAAGCCUGUGUUGGCACCACUGAAACUCUAUUGCUCUGCUUCUGCGAGUUGAAACGCAGAAAAAUACAGACACGGGCCGCAAAAUAUGUUAUAUUAAAGCUGCUAGAUUCAGGCUCCCUUCACAUCCUUUUCAGGAACGUGACCACAAAACAAAAAAAGAUUCUUCGCAAAAAACCAAAGGAUGUGUCGAUUUGUGGGACACUCUCGAGCUACUGGGAAACAAUCCUCUAGAGGACAGGCUACACUCAUCCGUCUCUGAACAAAGGCAAAGCAAGUUCCUCUGUGCCUGAAUCCUGUCACUGAAACAUCAAAAUAUGUUACAGGGAUCUGAUGGUCAAUUCGCAUUCGAGAAUAGCUUUUUAUCUGUCUUGCGAGACUCCUGACUGCUUUAUUGUUUUUGCAGCUGUGCUUUUUUGCCUCGACUUUGUCGCAAAAGGGGGUGUGGAGGAAAAAGAUGAACAACAUGGACAAUUUUAGGACUGCUUGAAAGUCAUUUUGAUAAAACUGUGCAUAGAUAUGCAUAGACAUGUA